Anisakis simplex (herring worm) is the source of this 213-nucleotide messenger RNA. Lineage: Eukaryota; Metazoa; Nematoda; Chromadorea; Rhabditida; Anisakidae. The record is from the annotation of a GenBank genome assembly.
AUGAAUGUAGAGAGUGGAAGUGAGAGUGGCCGCGCAACUGGGAAUAUGAUUCGAAUAUGCGCUCGGAUGCCACUGGCUGAGUUGAGCGGUAUAUCUGGCACAAUACGAACAAUAACAUCCGGUCUGGGUGAUUUACAUAUGCAGUUGGAAGGCUACGAGCAGGUCUCCGAAAAGGCUCAAGCUCUCAUCAAAAGUAGAUCAAAAACAAGCUGA